GGAGGAGAACAAAUCAUGGAUAACACUACCCUAGCAAUGGUACUUACAAUUUGGUUCAUUGCUUUUCAUUUCAUUAAAAUAUUAUUUACUAGCCAAACUUCCAAACUUCUUCCUCCAGGUCCUAAACCACUUCCAAUAAUCGGCAACAUUCUUGAAGUUGGUGACAAACCUCACCAGUCAUUUGCUAAUCUCGCCAAGAUUCACGGCCCUCUAAUAUCCCUACGUCUAGGCAGUGUCACAACUAUUGUUGUGUCAUCGGCUGAAAUAGCCAAAGAAAUAUUCUUAAAAAAAGACUACCCUCUUUCUAAUCGUACUGUUCCUAAUUCUGUCACUGCUGGUGACCACCACAAACUCACCAUGUCAUGGUUGCCUGUCUCCCCUAAGUGGCGGAAUUUUAGAAAGAUCACGGCUGUUCAUUUACUUUCUCCUCAAAGACUUGAUACUUGCCAAAGCCUUAGGCAUGCCAAGGUACAACAACUUUUUCAAUAUGUACAAGAAUGUGCACAAAAAGGGCAAGCCGUUGAUAUUGGCAAGGCUGCAUUUACUACUUCCCUCAAUUUGUUAUCAAAACUAUUCUUUUCGGUCGAAUUAGCCCACCAUAAAUCCCAAACAUCUCAACAAUUCAAAGAACUUAUAUGGAAUAUUAUGGAAGAUAUUGGCAAGCCUAAUUAUGCUGAUUAUUUUCCAAUCUUAGGAUGUGUCGAUCCUUCGGGUAUUCGACGGCGGUUAGCUUCUAGUUUUGACAAGUUAAUUGCUGUUUUUCAAAGUAUAAUCACUCAAAGGCUUGGUAGUGAAGCUUCAAGUACAGCAACAACAAAGACUGAUGAUGUGCUUGACGUUCUUCUCGACCUCUACAAACAGAAGGAGCUUAGCAUGGGCGAGAUUAACCAUCUUCUAGUCGAUAUAUUUGAUGCCGAAACUGACACUACAUCAAGUACUUUUGAAUGGGCAAUGGCAAAGUUAAUUCGGAAUCCUAAAAUGAUGGACAAAGCUCAAGAAGAAAUUGAGCAAGUCUUGGGCAAGGAUAGACAAAUUCAAGAAUCAGACAUUAUUAAGCUACCUUACUUACAAGCCAUUAUCAAAGAAACAUUGCGACUACACCCACCAACCGUAUUUCUCUUGCCUCGUAAAGCUAAUUGUGAUGUUGAACUAUUUGGCUAUGUUGUGCCAAAGGAUGCACAAAUACUUGUUAAUUUAUGGGCUAUCGGAAGAGAUCCUCAAGCAUGGGAAAAUCCCGACAUAUUUUCACCGGAGAGGUUUAUGGGAUCUGAAAUUGAUGUUAAAGGAAGAGAUUUUGGACUGAUACCUUUUGGAGCUGGAAGGAGGAUAUGCCCCGGAAUGAAUCUGGCUAUUAGAAUGUUAACUUUGAUGUUAGCGACUCUACUUCAAUUUUUCAAUUGGAAGCUUGAAGAAGGUGUGGAUCCAAAAGAUUUGGACAUGGAUGAGAAAUUUGGGAUUGCUUUACAAAAGACUAAGCCUCUUCAAAUCAUUCCAGUCCUAAAGUAUUGAUUAUAAUAUCUUGUAUUUUGUGUUAGUCGCCUUUUCUUGUUACAAGUUUUA
Molecule: messenger RNA, 1560 nt
Organism: Chenopodium quinoa (quinoa)
Lineage: Eukaryota; Viridiplantae; Streptophyta; Magnoliopsida; Caryophyllales; Amaranthaceae
Product: cytochrome P450 76AD1-like
Exons: 2
Coding region: 16-1509 (497 amino acids)
Molecular function (GO): heme binding; iron ion binding; monooxygenase activity
Source: RefSeq, a predicted model, not a curated record